AUGUCUACUGAUAGUUUCACUGUAGAAUCAUUAGACUCAAUCAACAAUGGAUUUUCAAGCAAUGGAACUAAUUUAAUUGAUAAAAUUUGUAACGGAACCAAUUGUAGGAGUCACUCUCAGGGACUUGAGUACAUUGCAUCAUGUCGAGAUAUUGAAUUGCUGGUUUCCCAUAAAAAUCUGGGAGAACCAAUUGAAUUGUUUGUACAUGGAAAUAAAUUCUGGGAUAAAGUGACCGAUACUGUAGAGACUAAGGAAUUUGACUUCUUUAAUUAUAAUUCAAACUUUGGUAACGGUGGCUGCACAUAUGAACCAAACGAAAGUAACCAUACGUUCGGUGAUAAAAAAAUACAGAAACCCCAUACAAAAAUAGAAUUAGAGCUUUGUAAUAUUAAAUCUGAAAUUGGUUAUGAAAAAGAUCAUCAAAAUUCAAAAUGGUACAAUCAAGACGAUACAACUUGUCCAUAUAAAAAGGAUUUUGAUUGGUCAAAUGAAAUUAAGAGAAUUAAUUCGGAAGUAUUCAACAACACUGGUUUCAGACCAAUGCAACUAGAGAUAAUUAAUUCGGUAAUUUCUGGAAAUGACACUUUUGCAUUAGUGCCAACGGGCGGAGGUAAAACUCUGUGUUAUCAACUGCCUGCGAUUUAUUCCGAUGGUAUUACACUCGUAAUUUCCCCGCUGAUUUCACUUAUUCAAGAUCAAGUGCAGCGAUUGGAGUUUUUAAAUAUCAGUUGUGCAAGCUUUCCUACGGAACAAGAAUAUUUUGAACGAUUAUCAAUUAUUGAAAAGUUGAGAAAUGCUGAAAUUAAGGUCUUGUUUGUAACUCCUGAAAAAAUUGUCUCAUCAAAAUGGUUCCAGAGUGUAUUAGAUGAGUUAUAUUCCAAGGAAUUGCUUGUAAGAUUUGUUAUAGAUGAGGCACAUUGCAUUAGUCAUUGGGGGAGCGAUUUUCGACCAGAUUAUGCAUCAUUAGGUGUUCUAAGGAAGUGCUAUCCCGAUGUACCAAUUUUAUUAUUAACAGCUACAGCUACUAGCAAUGUAUUUGAUGAUUUGAUCAGGAUCAUGAGGCUAAGAAAUUGUCAAGCGUUCAGUUGCAACUUUAAUAGGCCAAACCUAAAAUUCAAGGUUGUGCCCAAGUCUAGGAAUACUAAAUUAGCUAUAGAAGAAUUAAUUGGUUAUGUAAGAGAAUAUCCAACAUCUUCAGGCAUUGUUUAUUGUUUGUCAUGUCAAGAUUGUGAAUUUGUAUCCAGUGAAUUGGUGAAAUCUGGUAUAAAUUCAAUGCAUUAUCAUGCACAACUGGAUCAGUUGACUAGGAAACAUGUACAACAAAGUUGGAUGGAGGGAAGCAUUAAUGUGGUGGUUGCUACACUUGCCUUUGGAAUGGGGAUUGAUAAGUCAAAUGUGCGUUUUGUUAUUCACUUCUCCAUGCCCAAAUCAAUUGAAAAUUAUUUUCAGGAGGCAGGGAGGGCAGGAAGGGAUGGUGAACUUGCCACAUGCAUUGUAAUGUACGAUUACAAAGACUCACAACGGUUAUUAAGUUUAGUGAAGAAUGGAGAAUCUAUUAAGAAGAUGCUGGAGUAUUGUGAAAACCCGAAGAAAUGCAGGAGGGAAAUGCUGUUGGGACACUUUGGCCAGAAGCUAAAAGGGCCAUGCGAUGUUAUUUGCGAUAAUUGUCAAGCUCAUGCUGUGGCAACUAACUGUAGGGAAGCCGCUUACAAAGUAGCAGUUAGUAUUUCUAGGUUACAAAAGCCGCACACAUUGCUUAAUAUACUAAAACUAGCUACUUCACGCGUUAAAUGUCCUAAUGGUUUAAAAGGUUGUCUAACAGAAUUAAAAUUCACUUACGAACAGGCGGAAAGUUUGUUACAUUACAUGGUAAUUCGUGGGGUUUUAUAUGAGUAUUUGGUGAGAAAUGAAAAGUUUAAUACUUCCAAUUGUUACAUUAGGACGAGUAAGGAUUUUAAUUCUAAAUUAUAUCUGAUGGAAUCUUUGUAUUUAAGGGGCAAUAUUAGCAGCAAUAUUUCAGGAGUUAGUGUUAAAAAAAGGAGGAAGAUAUCGUCUGGAGAUGAAUUGGGUGAGUCAUUUAACCAGGACGUAUUGGAUGUGAUUGAUGAACUGAGUUUUUGA
Molecule: messenger RNA, 2121 nt
Organism: Babesia microti strain RI
Lineage: Eukaryota; Apicomplexa; Aconoidasida; Piroplasmida; Babesiidae
Product: ATP-dependent DNA helicase Q-like 4B
Exons: 3
Coding region: 1-2121 (706 amino acids)
Biological process (GO): double-strand break repair via homologous recombination
Cellular component (GO): chromosome; nucleus; cytoplasm
Molecular function (GO): four-way junction helicase activity; 3'-5' DNA helicase activity; nucleic acid binding
Source: RefSeq, a predicted model, not a curated record